This is a messenger RNA of Acanthoscelides obtectus, 4670 nucleotides long. NCBI's taxonomy places the organism in Eukaryota, Metazoa, Arthropoda, Insecta, Coleoptera, Chrysomelidae. The record is from the annotation of a GenBank genome assembly.
GUUUACAGUCGGGUACUUUUUCGAACCAGCCGGGUGGUACCUAUCGUGAGGCGAGCAACGUUCCGCUCGUGACCUGUCUGUCCGUCUGUCUGUCGUUCCGAAAUUGCAAUUGUGUGUGUGCAACACCGUGUGGCAGAACUAGUUAGUAGAACCAUCGAUUGGCGACAGCAUGGCAGUAUCCACCAACUACCUCUUAAUGUGCCUUUUGAGCGCCUUACCCGGUCCACCUGGAGUCAGAAUUGAAGACGCUUAUGUUCAAUUAUACCCGCUGAAUAAACACAAGUGCCAUGAGAUCGACCCUGUAAGAGAUAUUUCAUAUCAACUAUUUACAAGGCACAAUCCACUGCAACCGUCCCAAUUAAGGAUAGGAGAUGACGAGGCUCUGUUUGAAUCGCACUUCAACUUCUCAGAACCAACGGUUCUGUUUUUCCAUGCCUUUUUUGAAUCUUCUCAAGCCACUCCUGCUUCUACUAUCAGGACAGCAUAUCUGCAAAGAGGUGACCACAAUAUCUUGCUGAUGAAUGCCCAACGUCUCGAGGCAGGUCCUUGGUACUUAACUGCUGCCAGAAACACCGAAGUCGUGGGCCAAUAUACAGCGAAAUUCAUCGACUACCUCGUUUCAAGAGGUCUGUACCUACCUAGCUUACAUUUGAUCGGACUUAGUCUGGGAGCUCAGAUGGCUGGAGUAUGUGGACAGAAUGUGAAGAGUGGUAGAAUCAGGAGGAUAACUGGACUUGACCCGGCAGGACCUUUGUUCACCAAGUGGCCUAAAAGCUUGAAACUCGACUCUAGUGAUGCUGAAUUCGUGGACGUGAUCCAUACGGAUGCUGGAAUAUUCGGAUACCCACGUUCCAUUGGUCACGUGGACUUCUGGCCUAACGGAGGAAUUUCGCCUCAACCUGGCUGUACCAUCCCUGAAGUCAAACAUAGGAGUCCUGAUUCUAUUCUGGAGCCAUUCUUUUGUAGCCACUGGAGGUCGUACCAAUUCUACGCGGAGUCCGCUGUCAAUCCAAAUGCCUUCCAAGGUGCAGUGCAAUGUAAAAACUGGGAAGGCUACCAAAAAGGAGUUUGUACAGUACAAACAAUGCCCAGUACGCGGAUGGGCUUCUAUGUUGCCAAAGAGGCCAGAGGAAACCACUUUCUGACGACAAACCGUGAAUCCCCAUUCUCAAUGACCUGAAGCUCUCGGUCGGUUCUUGUUACAUGAAUAGAAGAAAUUUUGUUGUUAUUUUUUAAUAUUUAUUGUCAACUGUUAUAGUCGAUUAAGGCUGUAUUUAUUAUUCCGUGAUGUACUAUGUUACCAUCAGUGUUUGUGUUCUAUCUUGCCAUACUCAUAGAAGGAGAAUACAUGCACUUCAUAUUUGACCCACAAUGGAACGGAAUAUUCACAAAAGAUGCUGGAUUAAUUUUGAAUACUAUACAAUUUCAUAUUAUAAUGAAGCCUCUGAAUGGGCAAUAUGUUUACUGCCCUAUUUAGCUUUAAUAGCAGCAACCUACUAACAUAUUUUUAGUAUGGCCCGGCUACUGGUCCUUUCCCGGUUUUUGGCGUAAAACUGCAAAUAUUUGCUUGUGAAAACUCAAGGACAACACUAGUUUUGUCUCACCGCCAUGAAAAUGUUCUCUUAUGGGUAUGUGAUUUGGGUUUACCCGUUUGAUUUUCGAUACAUAACAUAGUAGUGCCUGAAGAAACAACUACAAUGUCAACAGUCUAUAUUAAAAGUAUUUACAGAAAGUUAGUGAAAACAACUGUCCUCUAUCAUCCAACUAAUGUGUUUAGAUGUGCAAGAGCGAGUAUCAGCUUCGUUACGGAUCAGCUUGCGCAGCUUGCAAUUUCCCUUAUGGAAAUUAAGAUACGCACAUAGUACCAAUAGUCAAUUUGUUCACCUAUUUUAUAUGGCAUUAGUGACUUAACUGCCAAAAACCAUGCAUUACUACACAUAUUUGACAUUUCUGAACUAUUUUCAUUUAUUUCUGUCAGAUUGCCGAAAUAUCAGAAUCUAACUUAAUGUAAUGUAAUAUAAGCUGUCGUGAGCCGUAUACAUUUUGAAACCCAUCUCUGAUGAAAAAUUCUGGGAAGUGUAUAUGUCUACACCUUGCAAGCAAUAUGGCCACGAUGUAGCUGGCAUAUUAGAGGUAUAUAUGGUCAUAUGGUGCAAUAUACAGGUAUUCAUGAAGCUAUAAUAUGUUAUAGUUAUAGCUAGAUCAAAGAGUAGUUAUAUCAAGAAAAGAUACGUCGUGGAAUGCCUUGUAGUAGGGAAGCUGAUCGCAAUUUUUUUGUUACAUCAUCGCAUAGUGGUAUGAUACAAUAAAAAACUAGUCACAUCUUACAUAUUUUGAUGCUAAACAGCAAACUCGGGAAGCUUGCUGCUUUGACUAGCUUUUAACAUUUCAUAUCAGUACGCGAUGUAAUCAAAACUCUGCGAUCAGCGAUCUGUGUGCGGACCGUUCUUGUCUUGUCGAUUCUCUCAUAAAUGACUUUUUGUAGUUAAAAAUCCAUACUGAAUAAAUAAACAUAUCGUCUUAAGGUAUAAACUUUCGAAUUUCAAACCGAUGGAUUUCUUUGAUUACUAAACUAAGUCGUGUAGUAUACCGCUUAGUGUCCUAAAAGUCAAAUAGCUAUUUGACAACUUACAGGUUUUCAGAAUAGCUUGCUUCUCGAAAAGCGUGCUUUAUAACUUUAUCAAAUAAAAAAUAUAUUUCGCAGGUUGGACAUGGAUGAUAAAUAUCCCCACCAUGAGUAAAUAUCCAAACAAAAGUAUAAAUGUGUACAAAAAUGCAUUCAGUACAAGUGAUAGUCAAAGAAUUCAUCCAAUAAGGAUUAUACAUCUGGCAACACCGCAUUUAUUUCUCAAUAAAUGAGAAUAGAGAAUAGCCGUGUUUAGACGCCAUCAGCUGUUUUUGGUCGCCAGGUUCUUGAAGUCAUCUCUUAUCUGAUUCUCUAAUUUUAUUCUCUUUGUCCAACUGUUUUCUCUUUAUAUAAAUACGCUUUGUCCAAAUAUUUUAAAAAAAUAUUGCCUGUUCAGAGGCUCCAUAAUAAGGCGUUUCUCAAAUCUAUAGAGAAGGUCCAACGGAUUGUAUAUUAUGAUUUCUUAAAAGUCACUUAAUUUUGGGAAUAUAUGUACCAUAAACAUUUUAUCAAAAAAACUAAAUUUAAUGCCUUUUAGAAACAUUCAUACUGCUGAAAUUAAGACUUUCUUGCUCCACUGGGCUUACAAUCUAAGUUUGUACUAAAUCAGAGAUGUCAAACAUAAGAAAUUAGAUAGAUGCUUGAGAAUAUUGGUUUUUGCAUGAUAGCUGCAGGUGAUCAUUUUGAACUUUUUUGUAGAAUAACAAAGGUACCUUGCAACUAUUCCAAGUCUACCAUCAAAAUAAAGCGGAUUUUUGAUAUGAAUCAGAUGAUAAUGAAGGAGAGUUUUUAGUGCUCUUGGUCUGCUUCUCAAUUAUGAUCGUUAUUUAGAUCUCGCAGUUCCAAGAAAAUAUCCGUAUUCUAAAUAAGAAGCACCGUUAGAUACGGAGAAUAGGAGAGAGCUUAUUUCUUCAUUUAUUUCAUGAUACAGCGCCAUUGCUGGUAUUCGUAAAGCUGGGAAAGUUAAUUUCAUGUUAUCAAAGCGUAUUGAUUAAAAUAUAAUAUAAAUCUGAAUUUUAAAUAACAAAAAUAGGUGUCAGAAAUAGUCAUGUUCUAAAUGAAUUAAAUUAAAUUAAGUGUCUUUUUAUUUGAGUUCUGCUGCUUUUGUGGAUUUUUUCGUUCUAAGGCUAUGAUUCUAGACGUAUCCAUUUCUUAACCGGCUUGGAGCAAUCUUAACACAUUUAUUACCAGAACGUUUCCAUCAAAAAUUUUUACAGGAGCUUGAAAUGUUGUGGUUAGCUUCACAUCAAAAUAAAAAAAAGUAACAUGCUAUGAUUGUCAGUAGUCAGUACGGCCUUUCUCCGUCAUUCAUUAUUUGCUACCGCUGUCAAAAAUAACGUAACGGGCGGUUAACGAUUAGUUACUUUUGUUGUGGUAAAAACCCUCUAAUUAAUAAUGAGGUCUUUGUUGGGCGCAGUUUAGCUUGCACUAUUCUACCUUAAAUAAAAGGACAGCUUGAGGAGUAGGUAUCUCGGUACAUCUUAGCUAUAUUUUGAUAAUCAUCUGGAAACUGCAUCAUCUGCAGCAUAUUUUUCAAAUGUAUACUUUUAAUGCUCCAAAGACUACCAGAAGUGAUAAUGCUUUUCCAAGUGAUCUUCACACUGUCAAUAAUUAAUUGAUCAUCAUAAUUGCAUCACUAUUCAUUGAUAAGUUCUAAUGGAAUGAAUUCAUCUAGUAAAUAAGUAUUAUUGCAAGAUUUAACUUUCAAAAGCUAAGAAAUCACGUUGAACAUUUAUUUGAAAUAGAAAGAAAAAUUACAGUUUUGCCUAAACUGUAUAGACAGUAGAGUUUUUCAAAAAACUCUUGCGACGGGAGCUUUCAAAGCUUUUUCUGAUGUGUAGGUCAGAGAGCUUGUCUAUUUUUUUAAAAGUUUGUAUUAUUUCUAGUCUUGCCAAUGCAUGCAAUAAAUAAAAUUAUUUCAAAUUUGAAAUGAUUUGAUUUUUAAAUGUUUUUAUGAAGAUGCACUUUUCUGUAAUGUGUUUAUACAUUGUGUAAGUUCUUGUAAAUAGCCCAUAUAUUUUGUUGAAAUAAACUACAAUGACUA